This is a messenger RNA of Hyla sarda, 3316 nucleotides long. RefSeq names its product Rho GTPase activating protein 17 (gene ARHGAP17). NCBI's taxonomy places the organism in Eukaryota, Metazoa, Chordata, Amphibia, Anura, Hylidae. Gene Ontology annotation, molecular function: GTPase activator activity; protein binding. Gene Ontology annotation, cellular component: cytosol; intracellular anatomical structure; cytoplasm. Gene Ontology annotation, biological process: regulation of Rac protein signal transduction; positive regulation of GTPase activity; regulation of actin cytoskeleton organization. The record is from RefSeq and is a predicted model, not a curated record.
CAGAGCCGUGUGUGUGGCGGGGAGGGGCGGCUAUCGCAGUCAGGAGCCCGGGCACUGAGCGCUGGAUGUCGGGGCCUCCCCGGGCUCUUCCCGUACUGCCUCCCCCUAUGGAUUAAUCCGAGCUCCGGGAAGGAAAGUUGGUUUCUCCGGGAGUUGAGGGCCGGGACGAGAAGACGCCAUGAAGAAGCAAUUCAACCGGAUGAGGCAGCUGGCCAACCAGACUGUGGGGAGAGCGGAAAAGACAGAAGUUUUAAGCGAUGACCUACUAAAUAUUGAAAGACGACUGGACACAGUAAGAUUUGUUUGCCACAAUACCCACAAGAAACUUCUCGGCUGUUUGCAGGUGCCGCCUGGGACUGACCCAGAGAAGAGAUAUAAAAAGUUGCCUCUUAUGGGAGUGUCUCAAUCCUUGUUAGAAGGUUGUGCACAGCUCAGCGAUGAAACCCUUUUAGGGAAGACAUUAUACUCAUGUGGAGACGCAGAGCAACGGCUGGCCCAAGAGCUCUCUCAGCAUGAAUUCCAGAUGGAAAAAGAUGUCUUAGAACCAUUAAACCAGCUGACGGAGGUGGACAUCCCCAACAUCCAAAAGCAGAGAAAGCAGCUGGCUAAACUAGUCCUCGACAUGGAUUCUGCACGGGGAAGGUAUAACCAAGCACAGAAAUCCUCCAGUACUAAUUUCCAAAUGCAGCCAGGAAAGCUGGACUCUUUAAGAGAAGAGAUGGAAGAAGCAGAGAAUAAAGUGGAACAAUGCAAGGAUCAGCUGGCGGCUGAUAUGUAUAACUUUCUCUCCAAAGAAGGGGAUUACGGUCAAUUUUUUGUCACGUUAUUAGAGGCACAAGCAGAAUACCAUAGAAGAGCACUAGCUGUUUUAGAAAAAGCACUGCCUGAAAUCCAGGCCCAGCAAGACAAGUGGACGGAGAAGCCGGCGUUCGGCACAGCACUAGAGGAGCACUUGAAGCGCAGUUCGCGGGAUAUCGCUAUUCCCAUUGAAGCCUGUGUAAUGAUGCUGCUUGAAACCGGAAUGAAGGAGGAGGGAUUGUUCAGGAUAGCCGCGGGAGCCUCGAAGCUCAAGAAGCUAAAAGCAGCUCUGGACUGUUCCACGUCCCACUUAGAAGAGUUUUAUUCAGACCCACAUGCCGUGGCAGGGGCAUUAAAGUCUUACCUUCGUGAGCUGCCAGAACCACUGAUGACCUUCGCUCUGUAUGAUGAGUGGAUCGCUGCUGGGAAUAUCCAAGACCAGAACACAAAGCUACAGAGUUUGUGGGUUGUCUGCCAGAAACUACCCAAACCCAAUUUUGAAAAUUUCAGGUAUCUGGUAAAGUUCUUGGCCAAGCUGAGUCAAAGCAGCGACGUGAACAAGAUGACGCCCAGCAACAUCGCGAUAGUGCUCGGUCCGAAUCUGCUGUGGGCAAAGCACGAAGGAACGCUGGCGGAGAUAGCUGCCGCAACCUCUGUCCAUGUGGUGACCAUCAUUGAGCCCAUUAUACAGCACGCUGACUGGUUCUUUCCAGAAGAGCUGGAUUUUAACGUAUCCGGUGCCUUUGCCGCGGCCGCUCCUGCAGCCCAUCAGAAUAAUGACACAGCGCACUACGAGUUCAGUGUCAUGGAACGCAAGAGACCGGUCAGCAUGGCGGUCAUGGAUGGGGACCUCCUAAAGAAGGAGAACAUUGGCAUUAAAGUGCUCGACUUUCAGUUCAACGCGAGAAGAGGUGGAACCUUAACACGGAAGCAUGCAUCCCCUGCAUUUCAACCUCCUCUCCCACCCAACGAAGGCGGACCACCGGCAGAGCCACUAGGAAACGCAGUAGACGCAUAUACAGCUAAUUCUGUGCCAGUUCAGCCCAUAGCUUCUACAGAUCCUGCACCAAACUACGGGCAGGAAGAGUCCAACUCAAGCAAGACCAAAGAAACACCUACCGCAACCACACCGCCAUCCCUGCGCAACGGAACUCACCUACCAUCCAGCGGGAGCACAAACCAGCUGGCGGUGGUUCCUGCACAACAAGGCACUACCAACCCGAGCCCUCACUCCAAUAGACGAGCUACGAAGAAACCUGCCCCAGCACCCCCAAAGCCAGCAAACCCCCCUCCUGUACAACCUGCAAAUCAGAAUCAGCCUGUGGCAGCCAAUACUCCCCCCUCUGUCUCACCCAAACCGCCCAAUCACAAUGCGGUUCCUCCGAGCACUACAAGUAACCAAGGAGGGACGGUGACUCCUUCUGCGUAUUCAUUCGGCACCUUACCACGCAGGCAUUCAGGUAGCCAACCCAUAAUCCAGGCCCCUAGUCACCCACCGCCACAACCACCCACUCAGCCAACACCGCAGCCCAAACCCAGCACCCCUCCCAGGUGCAGCCCCACAGUACCGAGCACAGAACAGUCCUCCAGCCCAUCACAGUCUCCAACACCCCCCGAUACUCCUCCUCCUCUCUCUGACCACCCAAGUCCGCACACCACUCUCCCUGAAGCCACAUUGACCACUCCCCCACAUAACACCGGAACACUUACCCGCCAGCGCCCCGUUCCUAAGCCACGUGUCCGACCGACAGUCCCUCCUCCACCCCAGCCCCCUGCAUCUCAGCCGCCUGUGGAGGGUCAGCCAGGAUCUGCAUCUAAACUCAUCACUGAUCCAGUUCCGGGACCCCCUCUCGCUGAAUCUGUAUGCCCGCUCCCUAUUGUAGAUCCUCAGUCGCUGCCGGUCGUCCUUCUUGACACAGACGUGGAGAGCACCGCGCUGUAAGACGGGAGGGGUGGGAGGGUCCUGUACUCCCAGACUACGGACAGUCCGGCCCCCGCAGAAGGUCCUCGGGACAAGACCCAGCAGUGAGAAGCGUGUUCCUUUUCCCCGCCUCCUCUUCGAUUGUUGUUGGUUUAUUUUCUACAUACAGUGUGAAGGACGUUCUAUGACCUGAUGUGUCUUGCCGUUUUUUUGAAGAGCUCGCCGAGGCCAGAGCCUUGUGAGGGCUGAAUGGACCAGUCUAUAUAUAAAUAUAUAUAUAUAUUUCUAGUUUAUGCCACUAUUAAAAUGGCGUAUUUAGCCGGAGGAGGCAGAAGCUUCUGCAGACAUUCCACCGACACACUUCCAUGCGUUUUUUGUUUUUUUUUCCCCUUUUAUUAUUAUGUUCUACUGUUAACCCUUCGUGCGCCAGGUGGCUUGGAUGUUCAAACUGGCAGAAAACUAUUAAAAAAAACAAAAAGGAAAUCAACAAAAAACACAGAAAUCGCUCCGCACAGUCAUAAGAAAAUUGUGAGAGAAGCGACAUAAAUAAAUGAUGUCAAGGGCAAAUAGUAUUUUUGGAAACUGCCGGCUUUCAGU